Molecule: messenger RNA, 245 nt
Organism: Meloidogyne enterolobii
Lineage: Eukaryota; Metazoa; Nematoda; Chromadorea; Rhabditida; Meloidogynidae
Source: the annotation of a GenBank genome assembly
UUUUUGUUGUUAUUUUGUCUACAAUAUAUGAGAUACUCUAUAUUCUUUGUUUGUUUUCAAUUCGUAAGCUAAUGGCAAAAAGUAAUUGUUAUAAAAUUAUGUUCGUUAUGGGGGUAUUUGAUAUGGCAGGACUUUUAUUUGUUGGAUUUUUAACCGGAUAUUUGGGAUAUUUCGGAUAUGUUUUUUGUUCUUCUCCAAAAUUAAUUUAUUUUGCUGGAGCAUAUGGAUGUUGUAUGUGUUUUUAA